AUUUCAGAAGAUAUUCCAACUUUUCAAUUGUGCAAACCAAGGUUGAUACCAUUGAAAAGCUUCACAUUAGAAAAGCUCGAAAGAAUUCAACAAGAGGCUUUGAAGAAAACUGAAGAGCUUAGGAAAAACUCUGAACAAUGAGUUACUGGCCACUUAUAACGAAAACUUUGUUUUCUUUUAUUUUAUCAAGUACAGUUUUAUAUAGGUAUGGCAAUUGGUUCAGGCACAGGAUUAUUAUCACUUUGGUGGUACUUCUCGCUUGGAAUUUCAGCUUCUUAAUAAUUUUUGCACUGCCUUUGGAUGUUAUCUCAACUGUAUAUAGACAAUGUGAAGGGAAUGUAAGUGAUAAUACUAAUGAACAUGUCUCUAUCUCAAACUCAUUCACUUCACAAUCAGCAAACAUCAAUAAAACAUGCCAAGUACCUAGUAGUCAUGUUCCAGAUAGUGUUUUCCCAGAGUUGUGGAGAACUGUGUAUUGGAGUACACAACUUUUAACUUGGAUUCUAAUGCCCAUGAUGCAGUCAUAUACUAAAACUGGUGACUUUUCUGUGAAAGGAAAAUUGAAAUCAGCAUUGAUUGAUAAUGCAAUAUAUUAUGGCUCAUAUUUAUUAAUUUGUUGUGUUUUAUUAAUUUAUCUUGCAGUUAAACCUGGGCCAAAACUAGACUGGUCUCAAAUAAAAGCCAUAGCAUCAUCUGCAAGUAAUACUUGGGGUCUUUUUUUACUUGUUCUGUUACUUGGAUAUGCCUUAGUUGAAGUUCCAAGACAUCUGUGGAAUAAUGCCAAUAGAACUUAUGUGCUGACCCAUUCUUAUUUCAAGAUGGCAAAAUUGACAUCCGACAAAUGUGAGGCCGAAGAAAUGGUAGAUGAUGUGCUUGAGUCACUUCAUGCUGUAUCUCGAGUGAUCAAACCAGGACAUUACUUGAAUGAUAAUUUGGAAACUAUUAUGCAAAAACUUCCAAUAGAAUUGAAAGAUAGGAUGAAUAGAAGAGCUGUUACAGUUGAAGAAUCUGGUCAUGAUUUACCUAGUGAAAAGUCUCUGAUUCGUCUUCACAAGCAGGUCAUAAAAAGUCUUCAGGUACUUCAAAGAACUGAAACUCAGUACAAUAUUCUGGUGGAAAAAAUAUUUGACCUGGAGGAUAUUUUAAAAAAUCAAAUAUCAAGAGAUAGAAGAUUUAAGAAAACAUUCCAAAAACCACCAAACUGGUUCACAUCAUAUAUCUAUACUCCAACAAUAGAGUGGUAUUGGAAAUGUUUCUUAUAUGGUUAUAUACAAAAAAGUUUGGCAGUUAUUGCAGCUGUCUUUUCCUUUUGCGUUGUUUGGUCAGAAUUAACAUUUUUCAAUAAAAAACCUGUUUUAUCUAUUUUCGCACUUAUCGUAGCAGCAGCUGGAGAGAAAUAUGAUUACUUCACCAUAGAGUGGUUAUCGACAGCGGUGAUUUUGUAUUUAUGCUAUUGUGCUUAUUCAACAAUUCUGAAGAUUCGUUUGUUGAAUUUUUAUUAUUUAGCACCUCAUCAUCAAACCAAUGAGUACAGUUUAAUUUUUUCCGGAAUGAUGUUGAGUAGGUUAACACCUCCGCUGUGUUUGAAUUUCCUGGGGCUGAUACAUAUGGAUAGCCAUGUAAUUGAAGCCCAAGUUAUGGAAACUCAUUACACUCAGGUCAUGGGACACAUGGACGUAAUUGGCAUAAUUUCUGAUGGUUUCAAUAUCUACUUUCCCAUGGCCAUACUCAUAUUCUGUCUGUGUACAUAUUUCAGUUUGGGAUCUAGACUAUUGUCAUUCCUGGGUUUUCAUCAAUUUGUUGGAGAUGAUGAAAUGACUACAGAUCUUGUAGAUGAAGGCAGAGAAAUAGUGAAAAGAGAAAAGCGUAAAAGGCAGCGAUCUCAGGAAUCUUCGAAUCGAAGAAAGGAAUUUCAGGAAAGAUUUCCAACAACGGGAAGGUUUAGGAAUAUAGAACCAAGUCGACCCUCCACCGAACUUGAAUAUAUGGACAACACAAAGUCCAAUCUUUUACGUGACUCUAGCCAGUCAACCUAUAGUGGCACAAACUUCACCACAGCUGCUAACGAGACAAGAUUUCCUUCAAACACGGAUGAUAUCACUUCGAGAUUUGGAGCCAGUACAGGUCUAAGUAGAGAUUUAGAUCAUAGGUUUUCAGGUUAUCAAUAUGAUUCAAGUUACAAGGACAGAGUCGGCUAUCCUCCUAGAGGCAUAUUCGAUGAUGUUUAGCUCUCAUUAAAUUUGUAGAAACUCAUUGAUGAAAAAGAGCAUUUAUUUAUGUGUGAUAAAAUGCAUCAAACUAAAAUUAUGGAAUAAAUUUAGUUACAAUUCCGAACCACCAAGGGGACAUUCCACUUAUAAUUUAUUCAGUAGGGAUUGAAAUUUCAGCUUCGAAGAGCUUGUUUGUGUUGUGAUAUUUUCUUUGCUCAUUUUGUAGAGGUUGAGUUUAUCCAUUUUUCAAGGUUUUUUUGAAUGAUGGACAUACAACGAAAGUUGAUCUACUAAUUAUUUAUCACUGAAAAUCUUGUGUUAAGAUCUGAAAAAUAAAUUUCUGGUUAGUUGAA
Coccinella septempunctata (seven-spotted ladybird) is the source of this 2563-nucleotide messenger RNA. Its product is annotated as LMBR1 domain-containing protein 2 homolog. NCBI's taxonomy places the organism in Eukaryota, Metazoa, Arthropoda, Insecta, Coleoptera, Coccinellidae. The record is from RefSeq and is a predicted model, not a curated record. The coding region runs from base 138 to 2228 and encodes 696 amino acids. Gene Ontology annotation, cellular component: membrane. The transcript has 11 exons.